Schistocerca gregaria is the source of this 1840-nucleotide messenger RNA. Its product is annotated as solute carrier family 22 member 7-like. The transcript has 10 exons. The record is from RefSeq and is a predicted model, not a curated record. Lineage: Eukaryota; Metazoa; Arthropoda; Insecta; Orthoptera; Acrididae. Gene Ontology annotation, cellular component: membrane. Bases 74 to 1840 code for a protein of 588 amino acids. Gene Ontology annotation, molecular function: transmembrane transporter activity. Gene Ontology annotation, biological process: transmembrane transport.
UGCCUUUAGUUUCUGCAUAACAGGCUGUGCGGUCGCUGCCUCAUCGAGUGAAGUGCAACACGACGCAUCCGUCAUGCUGGGCAACGACGAUCCCACAAAACCCACUGAUGAUGAGACAGAAAAAUUAAGCUUCACAGCAGAAAAGGAAUCGUCAUUUGAAUGCAUACUGGACAGAAUUGGCAGCAGAGGAAAAUUUCAAAUUCGGCUGAGUUGUAUUUACAUUUGUCUCUCUGUACUCUUAUGUACCUCUCCCAGUCAUAUGUUUAUAAUGUCUAUGGUGGUUCCUGACCACUGGUGUCACGUUCCUGGAAGAGAAUUAUCGAAUGUUAGCAUCGAAGAAUGGAAGAGUCUGACGAUACCAAGGAAAAAUGGAUCGUACAGUAAGUGUUCCAUGUACAAAAAUAUAGAACAAGGAAACGAAACGAUAUCAUGUCAGUAUGGAUGGGAAUUUGAUACAACAUGGUAUUCGCUCACUCUACCUGCCCAGGAGAAGUGGGUCUGCGACCGAGAAAUUGUGGUCAGCAAUACUCUCGCCUUGAUCCAAGGCCUCUCCGUCGUCGUUGGUCUGGCAAUAUGUUACAUUGGAGACAGGUUUGGCCGACGUACGCAGUAUUUUGUCUCUCUUUCGAUGAUUUCUGUGUGUCGCAGCCUGAGUGUGCUGGCUGUGUCCAUAUAUCCAUUGUUCAUCGUAUUGUCGGUUCUUGGAACUGCUGCAGAUAGUUCGACCACGGAGGCAACUACGGCAAUUGGACUUGAACUGACAGAUAUCAUGCAUCGCUCCACCAUCAACUUCCAGUUCACUGUAAUGUACUGCGUGGGUUCAAUGGUGAGUCCCCUAAUUGCUUGGGCCACGAGGAACUGGAUGAUAUUUAUGCUGGCCUCAUCAGUACCAUGCUUCCUAUUGUUCUCAUGUCAAAGCUUUCUUCCUGAGUCACCGCGCUGGCUGCUCAAUAAGGGGCACACGAAAAGAGCGUAUUCUGUGGUGCACAAGAUAGCACAGACCAACAGGAGGCACGUUCCGGCCGACACAUUGGAAAUUCUAAACGCGAUGUCCAAACGACGGUCUGCGAAUAUGGGAGUGCUAAGUUUAGUCACCAAUAGAAACCUGUUUAAGAAUACACUUAGACUGAUUUUUGGAAGGUUAGUCUGCAUACUGACCAGAAGUACAAUGAUGUUUAAUAUCGGUAAUCUCGGCGGCAAUCCAUUCCUCGCCUACAUGGUUCAAGGAGCUUUCGAGUUCCCCGGUAACCUUGCAGCGCAUUUCCUGGGCAACAGGUUUGGACGGAGGUUCACAGAAGCAUUUUCAUUGUUGGGGGCAACACUGGUUUCCGUCGCCAUCAUUAUUGUAAUGACAGUGUCUGGCCCUGACUGGAUGGUGAAUUCAGGAGCUGUUCUCUUGAGGUUUUUCAGUUCAAUGUCGUUGUUUACCAACAUUAUCCAAAGCAUGGAAAUCCAUCCGACGUGUGUAAGACAGAUUGGUUCUGCCAUUGAGUGGGCUGUCAUCGCGGCCAUGAUUGGAGUUGCGCCAUAUAUUGUGUACUUGGGUGAGUUAGUUGAUCGCCGGUGUCUAUAUGGUGUGCUUGGAAUUCUCCUUUUCUUGGCAGCUGUGGUAACGUCCUUUCUUCCGGAGUCUUUGCACGAGAGAUUACCAGAGACUCUCGAAGAUGCUACCAAUUAUGGUGCCUGUCAAAAAUAUUGGAGCUUACCUGUCAUUAAAAAGGGAUGGAGAUCCGCUAUUUACAUGCCUGGCUGUGUGCUUGACGCGCUGGGGCUCAGCAGUGGAGUGCGCAAAGUGCCUACCACACGUACGUACCCAACACAGAAAAGUUAUACAAGCUAG